UGGGCAUGCUCAUAGGAACGACGACGAGUGAAAGUGUGUGAGCGGGAGUGCAAAGCAAAGUAACUGGACUUUCCACUUCUGCUGCUUCGGCCUACUUCCCCCUCUUUCCACACCCACCCAGGUCACCAUGCUCGACGACGACACGGCCAACCUCCCCUACGUCCUCUGGUACCAGUGUCGCCUCUGCACCCACCUCUUCUACAACGACCAGAAUAAAAUCAUCAAGCAUCUCAGGGAUAAGCAUGGCUAUGGUGGAGCAAGUGGUGUGGACACGACCCCAACGACUGCGACGAAAGGACCUCCCACAUCUGCACCUACAGCUUUGUCUAAAGGGACCACAUUAAAGAUUAAGGAGCAGCACUUUGUUGCUGCCAUCCCUUCCACCUCUUCGAUAACUGAUGGCGAUGGUGACUUGUGCGCCGAAGAUGUAAUUAACAACAACAACAACAAUAGUAAAUAUGCAACAAAUUCGAAUUCUCUAACAAAGCGGAUGCCCAAACUAUUUCACAAAGAUGAUAUUACAAAGGAAGGUUCUCACCAUGUUGCCAUUUCACAAAUUCAACAAAAUCCUAGACAUAGAAUCAAUGCAAAUAAUGUCAGACGAGUUGUUCCAUCAAUUGAAGAGUUGAAAAGGCAGCUGGUUAACUCAGAUAUUGACAUUUCUGAGAUUAAAAUGACAUAUGAAGAAGAUGAUGAGGAGGGGGAGGACGAAGAGGAAGAUGGCCAAGGCGGCAUCAUGGAGUAUAAUGAGGGCGAUGAAGAAAUCAAGGGGCAAGCGUACAAACAGGAAGGUUAUGAAGAUCAAGACGCAGAAGACGGUUCCGAGGAAGUAGACGAGGAAGAGGAGGAAGAAGAAGAAGAGGAAGAGAGCGCUUCCACAUCCAACCAAAGCUUCUACGACACCGACAUGGGAGAACAAUUCCUGUUUGGUCAAGACCCUGACUCUGAGUCUAAUUAUGAUGAGGAUGGAAUUAUGACUCCCAACUUUGGAAUGGUGGAUGAACUUUAUCGCCGUGCAAGUAUGGCCGCGAGUACAUCAACAUCUUCGUCGUCAGAUCCGUCAGCAUCAAAUCGAAGACGAACAUUUCACAACCCGUGUAAACUAUGCAAUAAGAUAUUCCCCAGUCUGUCAAUGCUAAAGAAACAUGCCAAAACACAUAACACCCACAUUUGUAAAUUUUGCUUCGACUGUUUCCCAAGUGCCGCAGGAUUAUCGAAACACCUUAGGGUACAUUCAGAAGAGAAUCCGAACGUUUGUCAAGAGUGCAACAAAUCAUUCACUUCAUGGGCAACGUUGCGCACUCAUAUGAAGAUACACUCGGGUGAGCGUCCAUUCGGGUGCGAUCAGUGCGGGCAAAGAUUCCAAACAAAAAGUACUUUGGAUUCCCACCUGAGAAUACAUUCGGGUAGCAGACCACACGUAUGCCCAGUGUGUUUUAAAAGCUUCAGGACAUCCAGUCCACUUUAUCGUCAUAUGAGAUCGGUACAUAAGGGUUUGCCGAUGACGAUGGGAACUGUGACUGUCAAUAGUUGAUGCAAUCUCAAGUAAAAGCAACUUAUCAUUCCGUCACGUAUCAAACCGAAAAACGAAAACUUUCCAUUAAUAAAAUCUCAAAGAUGGGUCAGCCAAUAACCCUUCGUCGCUACAUAGGAUCAUUCCAGAAUAAAAAUUCCACAUGACGCAACUCGGUCAUUCCAUACGAAAAAAAUAUUGUAAAUUGUAUUCAACUCACUCUGCGUAAGGAUGUAAGUAUGUACAUAUAUAUUCGACGCGAAGAAUCACGUCGAUAUUAUGUAUUUAUUUAAGUUCAUAUCCCAGAACCAAGAAUUUCAUGAUACAUGCAAUUAUAAAAUGUUCAGUACCAAUUGAAAAUUUUAAUUUCUCCAGAGUAUAUAAUAUGAUGUUGAUCAUUCGUUCGCACGUAUAGGAUGUCGUCGUACGUGUUUAUUUAUAUAAACUUGUAAAGAUACGGUAGCUACAUAUAUAUUACUACUGUUCGGUUUUUAACUCAAUGUGCUAAUAAUUUUUAAAUUGUUAUUUAGUUGUUAAGUUUUAAUCACUUUAAGAAUGUGCCCAUGUAUUUGUUCAAAUUCAGAUUGAGACUAGCCGUCUCAAUUUAAUAUGUAUCUGCUUUUCAGCUUUCAUUUUACAAAGUGUAUGCAUAUGCCGUAUGGGGUGAGUGUUUUUUAUAAUGAAUUUUUGCAUGUUAAUAAAACUGUAACUUAUUGAAAUGAG
Folsomia candida is the source of this 2236-nucleotide messenger RNA. Its product is annotated as zinc finger protein 583. Lineage: Eukaryota; Metazoa; Arthropoda; Collembola; Entomobryomorpha; Isotomidae. Gene Ontology annotation, cellular component: nucleus. The coding region runs from base 128 to 1534 and encodes 468 amino acids. The record is from RefSeq and is a predicted model, not a curated record. The transcript is spliced from 9 exons.